Daphnia carinata is the source of this 2019-nucleotide messenger RNA. It is a transcript of the gene Ythdc1, whose product is annotated as YTH domain-containing protein 1-like. Bases 1 to 1794 code for a protein of 597 amino acids. Gene Ontology annotation, molecular function: N6-methyladenosine-containing RNA reader activity; mRNA binding. The record is from RefSeq and is a predicted model, not a curated record. Lineage: Eukaryota; Metazoa; Arthropoda; Branchiopoda; Diplostraca; Daphniidae. Gene Ontology annotation, cellular component: nucleoplasm. Gene Ontology annotation, biological process: regulation of alternative mRNA splicing, via spliceosome; mRNA splicing, via spliceosome. The transcript has 16 exons.
AUGAAGGAUACGAUGGGAAUCACAACUACGAACCGCCUGACCAUUUGCGGAUCCACUCAUCAACACAGAAUAUUUGUGCGAUCCUACGUUAAACUUGGGCCUGUACCAGAUAAAGACAUUCCUACGUAUCAAAUGGCGAAAGAUAAGAAAUGCAAAUCCCUAAAGGAGAAUUUGGAAGUGCUCCAACUUCAUAGUGAUCAAACAUCAGAGGAUAUCAGUCUCACUUCAAGCGAAGAGGCUGAACUUAUGAAAGUUCAGUCUGUCGAUGAUUGUGUAUCAAAAAAAAUUCCCCAGGAUAAUUCUUCUUUGUCCUGGGAAGUACGGGAAGGUGUUGAGAUAACACUUACUGCCCAACCUGAAGAUACUGUUGUAGGGGAAGAACGAUUAGACAUUACAGAGACCGAAGAUCAGGUGGAUGAUGAUGACCUGGACACUAGAAGCGAAAUUAGUUCUUCUCCCAGAGUAUCAAACCAACAAAGCUCACCUCUUUCGUCAGAGUCUUCAUCAUCUCAUUCUGGUUCAGAAAAAGAAGAUGGAGAUGAAGAAGGGCGGGGGCACAAAAGGAAACGCAAGCAAUCCAAGUGCACUGUCAACGACAAAAAUUCUUCACCGAAACGUCCAAAGUCAGAGGGAGACGGAAAAUCAAAGAAAUAUGACUAUUCCACGAAACUUAAUUACCUUUUCCGCGAUGCACGAUUUUUCCUAAUGAAGAGCAACAAUCCCGAAAAUAUUUCUUUAGCAAAAUCUAAAGGUGUAUGGUCGACGCCUCCACAAAAUGAAGCUAAACUAAAUCAGGCCUUUCGUCAAUGUCGCAAUGUGUUGCUUAUUUUCUCUGUCAAGGAGAGCGGUAAAUUCUGCGGCUUUGCACGACUCUCAAUUGAAUCCCGAAGAGAUGCCAGCCCAGUUCAGUGGAUUCUUCCUCCAGGACUAUCUUCGAGAGCAUUGGGUGGUGUAUUCCAGAUUGAUUGGAUAUCCAAGAAAGAUUUGUCGUUCACCCGCGUGAUGCAUCUGUACAAUCCAUGGAAUGAAGGCAAACCUGUGAAAAUUGGUCGUGAUGGACAGGAAGUGGAAAACCACGUAGGGGAGGAAUUGUGUCGCCUUUUUUCCGAAGAUCCAGAUGUGCAAUGGUCCACUGUUUUGCGACGCUCCAAGGAAUCUGCUCGCCGCAUACAAGUGGCUAACGGAGGUGUCCGUCCACGAGGCCCGAUGGCUCCCUUACAGCUGCAGCAGCAGCAACAACAGCAGCAUCAACAACAACAACAACAUCAACAACAAGGAGGACGACGAGGGUUCCGCGACCGGAAUCGAAGCCGUGGCGGAUUCGGCUCGGGCCGUUCUGGCGACAGUCACGACAUGGGGAGAGGCAACCUGCGACGCCGACAAUCCAAUGAUGACGACUAUCACCGCACCAACAGAAACCUUCAAAAGAGGGGGCGAGGAUAUCGUGACUUCAAAGACAACCGUCGAGAGAGAUCACCCGGACUCAACCCUUACGCCAUGCACCGCGAGCGAGCUUACACUGCCGCUUACGCUGAGUUCAUGCGAGAGUAUUCUUCCCUUGGACCUAUCCCAUAUCCACCGCCGCCGCCAUUUGAGCCGCUGUCUUCGGCGCGCUAUUACGAUGGGCCGGCAUUACCCGAGUAUCCACCUCCACCACCACCUCCUCUUCCAUCGAGGUCCUCUCGUGGUGAAAGUCAUCGUUCGUACGAGCGUUCGGUUGACGAAUUUCUGCGACGGACCGUGGACCGCCGUGAAGACCGCAGUCGUGAGCGACGCCUUCGCGAGCGUCGUUGAAAACCAAUUUGAAGACAAAAGAAAAUAACAUAGGCAUGCUGCCCAUUUCUGAAUUUUGUUCGCCGACAUUUUUGAAUUAAUAUUUGAUCCGCAAGAGGAAGGAAUGAAUUGUGGCACACGUAGACCUUCGUCUUGUUUCAGUAUCAUUGUUUUUGGCACUGUGUAAAACUUCGUCGAUUUGGAUUUCUGUUGCAAUAAACAACGGUACCCUUUGUUUCCAUCCAA